GUCACAGCAGCAGCAGUACCUGCAGCAGCAGUCAUGCCCAAGAUGGCUCACCAGAGGACAUAUCUCGUGCUGGAGAACUACAUAGGGGGGAAAUUUACGCCGUGCUCGAGUCACAUCGAUUCCUACGACCCCUCCACAGGGGAGGUGUACUGCAAAGUGCCGGACAGUGGCGAGCAGGAGGUGGAACUGGCCAUCAGUGCUGCCCAGGAAGCCUUCCCCGAGUGGUCAUCGAAGAGCCCGGAGGCUCGUUCCCAGAUACUGUACAAGCUGGCGGACCUGAUUGAGGCUCACCUGGAAGAAUUUGCUCAGGCAGAGUCAAAGGAUCAAGGGAAGACGAUAACUGUGGCCAGAAACAUAGAAAUACCUUGAGCGUCUUACAAUUUCCGUUUCUUCGCCUCGUCCAUCCUCCACCACACCACCGACUGCACACAGAUGGAUCGCAUGAGCUGCACGCACUUCACCGCUCGAACUCCAGUGGGAGUAGCUGGCCUCAUCAGCCCCUGGAAUAUGCCACUAUACCUCCUGACCUGGAAGAUAGCUCCAGCCAUCGCCAUGGGCAAUACGGUCAUUGCCAAACCCAGCAAUGACCUCGUCACGGCCUGGAUGAUGUGCAAGCUGUUCGAUGAAGCAGGCCUCCCGCCUGGUGUGGUGAACAUAGUCUUUGACACUGGUGGGACUGCAAUUGUCUCUCACCCUAAUGUGCUGCUGAUAUCGUUCACUUGAAGCACCUCGACUGCACAGUACAUCCGAGAGGCAAGUGCUCCGUAUUGUAAAAGACUCUCCUUGGAGCUGGGAGGGAAGAACCCAGCCAUCAUCUUUGAUGACGCAAACCUGGAUGAAUGUGUCUCGACCACAGUGCGAUCAAGCUUCAGUAACCAGGGUGAAAUCUGCCUGUGUACCAGCAGAAUUUUUGUUCAAAAGAAUCUUUACAAAGCGUUUUUGGAGAUUGUGGAAGCCUCCAGGAAAUGGAAGGUUGGCCUUCCCUCUGACCUGACUGCUAACAUGGGUGCUCUUAUCAGUAAAGAGCAUUUACAGAAGGUGAAGGGCUACAUCAGUCAAGCCCAGAAAGAAGGAGGAAAAAUCCUCUGUGGAGAAGGAAUCGAAUCGUUGGAUAUUCCUGAUAAAAACAAAAUGGGCUAUUUCCUCUUGCCUACAGUAAUUACAGAUAUGAUGGAUGAUUCUUGCUGUAUGCAGGAGGAGAUCUUUGGCCCAGUGACCUGCGUGGUGCCCUUUGAAACGGAAGAAGAAGUCAUCCAACGAGCCAACAAUGUAAAGUUUGGCUUGGCUGCUACUGUGUGGUCACAGGAUGUGGGCCGCGUACACAGAGUUGCCAAGAAGCUUCAUACUGGGAUGGUGUGGACCAAUUGCUGGCUUAUUCGAGACCUGAAUUUACCAUUUGGUGGCAUGAAAGCCUCAGGCGUUGGCAGAGAAGGGGCCAAAGACUCAUUUGAGUUUUUCACGGAGGUGAAAACCAUCACCAUGAAGCACUGAGUGUGCAUCGUAAGCUGCACCCCAACCGGAAAUCAUUACAAGAGAAUCGUUUUCAAAUGAAAAAAAAGGCAACAAAUUGUGUCCAAAUUGAUCUACCAGUUGUACUUGUGUGCGGUCAGGACUUGAGUGGGAUCCAGUGCAGGUGGCUUUGUGACAGUGAACUGUUUCACUUUGAGAGGAGCUGGGAGGGGGGGAGGAGGAAGGAGGUGAGGAAAGAGUAUCCCUGACCCUACAGCGAGUGAAAAUCCCUUUGAACUGAACAAAGAAUUACACUGGCAUCGAUGGCUUCAAGAGGCGGGUGACUCAUCUGUUUAUCCUUCCAGCCACCUACAGGGAGGCAAGCAGACAGGUUGCAGCACAAAAGAAACCUCAUUCAGAAAAUUAUUCGUAUUUAAUAGUACUGUAAUGUUGUAUCACAGUAAUGUUACUGGGAGUCUUAACCAGAAAAUACAGCUGUGCUAACUUGUGAUCACUGAUUUGACGUAUUGGCCAUAUCCUGUGUUGAGACGUAGACCAUAAAAUCCUACGCAGAACACAUUAGCCACCUGUGAAUUGCUGUGCAAAUAUCAAGUGUAAUUUAAAAAAUAAAGUAAUUAGAAACUA
This is a messenger RNA of Callorhinchus milii (elephant shark), 2094 nucleotides long. RefSeq names its product aldehyde dehydrogenase 8 family, member A1 (gene aldh8a1). Lineage: Eukaryota; Metazoa; Chordata; Chondrichthyes; Chimaeriformes; Callorhinchidae. The record is from RefSeq and is a predicted model, not a curated record. Gene Ontology annotation, biological process: retinoic acid metabolic process. Gene Ontology annotation, molecular function: retinal dehydrogenase (NAD+) activity.